This is a messenger RNA of Gigantopelta aegis, 960 nucleotides long. Its product is annotated as protein ANTAGONIST OF LIKE HETEROCHROMATIN PROTEIN 1-like. Lineage: Eukaryota; Metazoa; Mollusca; Gastropoda; Neomphalida; Peltospiridae. Bases 84 to 680 code for a protein of 198 amino acids. The record is from RefSeq and is a predicted model, not a curated record. The transcript has 2 exons.
UGGCGCACAUUCCUAACUUUCAUUGCUUGUAGUUUGCAUUCUCCGAUAUUUUAGCGGAGGAUGACGACCUGUAUCAAAGUUAUAUGAUGAGAAUAAGAAGUAGAAUUCUUUUGUUGAGCAACAUACCUCGUUCUGUGCCUAGAAUCAAAGGGUACAGGGAUGUCAUUGCUGAAAUGACAGAAACCGAUUUUCUAGAACACUUCCGGGUUAGUAGGCAUGUGUUUGAACAGCUACUGGAUUGUGUGACUCCACACAUAAUUUCCAAUUACGUUGGUGGAAACGAGCCAUUACCACCAGACCAGCAACUUUCCAUUUUCAUAUGGUACAUUGCAAACCAAGAAUCCAUGAGGGAGGUCUCGCAAGUGUUUGGCGUUUCAAUGUCCACUGUGCAUAGUGUCGUACAGAAAUUGUGUGAUGUUAUAUUACGCCUGAGGAAUCGUUUAAUACGAUGGCCUAAUGAGCAACAAAGACAAGAUAUUGCACAAGCUGUUCAGGGGACAUCAGGCUUUCCAGGAGUGAUAGGAUACCUGGAUGGUACUCACAUCAGACUCUCUGCUCCGAUUGGAGGUGACCGGGAUUAUUACAACAGAAAAGGAUUUCCUUCCAUGCAGCUGCAGGCACAUGUUCAUUAUAUUAGAAUGGUUAAAAUAAUCACUUGCCAUUUAACAAGGCCACUGUGAUCACUACGAAGUGUCAGUGGAUUACAUCAGGUUUCAUCACACGAUUGCCCAAUUGGGGGAAGGAUGGAACUCUGCCUCUUAACACAAUCCCCAAACACUCGUUUUGUGUUGACCACUUUUAUAAUGUACCUCGAUUACAGAAAAGAUUUUGUAUAUGCAUGUAUGAUCAAUGUUUUUGUUACAUUUAGUGUAAAUGAAAUAAAAAAUACAAAUAUUUCAAAUAGUUUAAUCCACCAAUGAACAUAAAUAGUAAGGUGUUAAAUGCACCACCAAGGACACG